AUGUCAGACGAUCUAUUCAAUAUAUCAUGGUUUAUGGUUUUUAUGAUGGUUAUAUUAAUUGCUUUUAUUGCUAAUAUUAUUAUUAUUUUAGCUAUAUUACGAGAUAAAUCAAUGCAUACAUCAACUUAUUUUUAUAUAAUUAAUGUUAAUAUAGCAGAUAUUCUUCUAAUAUUCAGUUGUUUACCUGAACGUAUAGCUGCAAUAUUAAGUGCGAAUGAUGGUUUUAUUUUAGGCAUGUUUACAUGCUAUUUAUUACCAUUUUUACAACAAGUAUCAAUGCAUGCAGCACUUGGAUUUUUAUUAAUAUUAACUGUACAUCGUUGUUAUCCAGCUGGUGUACCACGGUGUUUACAACGUAAUUUAAUUCGACGACAAAUUCGUAAUCAUUGUCAAACAUUAUGUCUUAUAUGGGCAUUUGCUAUAUUAAUUAAUUUGCCAUUAUUUGCAAUAACUAAAUAUGAAAAAAAUGAUAUGGUGCCAAUAGAAAAUACAACAAAUAAAUCUCAAACAAUAUCUAUACCCACUUGUGAAACAGAAGCUAAAGAAAUUUGGUCACGUACUUAUUUAAUCUUAUUGCUUGUUUUAACUUACUUAAUCACUGGUUUUUUUCUUAUUAUUAUCUAUGGCCAAGCUAUUCGAAUAAUUCUUAGUUCUAAAAAAUAUACUAAUAAAAAUAUUCAAACAAAAAAAAAUAAUGAUGAAAAUUAUCAUUUUGUUUCACGCAAUAUAAUCAAUCAAAAUAAAUUUCGUGAAACACGAGCACAUACAUCAACAUCAUCUUCAUCAUCAUCAAUCAAUUCAUCAAAUCGACGUCCACAACAAUAUUUAACAACUACACUUCCAAUAUCUAUGAUGAUACCAAUAGAAAAAACAAAAUGUUCAACUAAUUCUCAUUCAACUCAACAUCUUCAAGUUAUAAUUAUGCUUUUUGUUGUUAUAUUACUUUAUAUUCUGUUACUUUUACCAUAUCGUCUACUUAAUUUACUUUUUAUUGUAUAUAAUCAAUUAUUUCAAUAUAACUUCAUGAAUGAAACUUUAUUCCAUUGGUUACUAAAUACAGUUCGUUUACUUGUUUUUCUUAAUUGUGCCUUACAACCAAUAAUAUAUCUUGUUAUAUCAUCACGUUUACGACAAACUGUGAUUAAAUUUUUUCAAACAUGUUCAUAUAGAUAUUAUUGCCGAUGUCGAUGUUCAUUAUCAUUGAAAAAUGAACAACGUCAUAAGACUAGUAAUCGAGUUAUUCAAACAUAUUCAUGUCAAAGAUAUCCAAAUACAAGUAGUCAAACAAAUCGACAACAAAAAUUCAAUAGUGGUGAUAAUAAUUUACCUAUAAAUAAUACUCGUAUGAUUGAAUAUCAAUCUUCACCAUUAACACGUUCACAAUUUGUUACUAAUAAACUUUCAAUAAAUAAAACUCAUCAAAAUGUUAAACUUAAGAAUUCAUUGCGUAAAUAA
Messenger RNA from Rotaria sordida, 1455 nucleotides. Lineage: Eukaryota; Metazoa; Rotifera; Eurotatoria; Philodinida; Philodinidae. The record is from the annotation of a GenBank genome assembly.